GGUGGUCACUGCCACUCACUACUCAUCCUGCAAUGUAUUAUUAGCUUCCUUGGAUCUGCCAGUUCUGGUGUUUUUCUCUCCUCUCUCUCUCUCUUCAUUCUUUCUCUUCAGCAGCUGCGCCUUUUGCAUGAAGCGGGUAGGCUGCGCUCCCCGGACGCGCAGGUAAAGGUGCGAAUCUCUGCUGCAGGUUCGGGUUUAGAGACGACGCGAUGGCCCUUUAAUUUCAAAGCCACGGCGUAGUAAAAAACGUAUUUUUUUUUUUUUAUCCGCGUCCCCAUGUUCAAAACGGCGCACUACCCGGCCGUGGACCCGGCACACGCCGUCCUCCCGCACGGCGCGUGGCUGCACACGGCGUGCCGGGAACACGCACCCGUGGCCGUGGAGAAGCCCAAGAAAAAGGCGUUCAGCCUGGUCAAGAUGAUGUCUCUGAGCAGCAGGAAGGGAGCUGGCCAGCAUCCGCGCAACAACAACAACAACAACAUGCCCUUCACCAUCCACUGUCACAUCGGGAAAGAAAUAAAGCACAUUUGCAGCAAUUGCAGCCGCGGCAACGACACGCAGGACGCUGAGGAAGUAGAGAGGCUGGCGGCCAUGCGUUCUGAGUCCUUGGUCUCCGGCACCCACACUCCCCCCAUCCAUCAACGGAGCAAGUUUGCCUCUCUGGGACGACUCCUCAAACCCUGGAAGUGGAGGAAGAAGAAGAGCGAGAAGUUCAAGCAGACGUCUGCGGCUUUGGAGAGGAAGAUGUCACUGCGACAGAGCAGAGACGAGCUCAUCAAGAGAGGGGUGCUGAAGGAGAUCUUUGAAAAAGCAAGCGUUGAAUUUCGAUCCUCAGUGGACGGCAGCAUUUGCACUCGGGAGCCCUCUAUUAAGACGUCGAUGAUCCUGCCCACCAAGAAAUCUGUCACGUAUCCAGGUGACCAUCAGGAGACCUCCAUCAAGCCACCGCUUUACCACAAACAGCCUCCUGCUCUCCCGCCAAAGCCUUUCUCUCGGAUCCCAAACCACAGCACAGAUUCUUCCCAGCCAGUGAAGUUGCCCUGCAUGCCUGGGGGGAAGCACUCUCCACCUCUGCCUCCCAAGAAAGUGAUGAUCUGUGUGCCUCCAGGGGGGCUGGACUCCUCCCAAUCUCCGUCCCCUAAUCCCCUCAGCACGUACCCACCAAAGUGUGCCCCUCUGCAGGGUCUGUCAUCUCACCACGGCUCCCUGCUGCCCUCCCACCUCACCGGGCUGUCUGGGUUUCACCAGAGUCACGGUCACCCGCUCCAGCUCCAGUACGGCAGCCUCCACGCCCCCAGCCGCAUCAUCGAGGAGCUCAAUAAAACCCUGGCGCUCUCCAUGCAGAGGUUUGAAAGCUCUGCCCUGCAUGUAGGUAUUCAGUGCGCUCCCCUGGACAGAAGAGAAGUGCCAUCCGUGAUCAUCGACUACGAGGAUGACAAGGAAAACAUGCCCAAUGAGUGUGACUAUGAAGAUCUGCCCAGCUUGUACAAGGAUGAGGAGGAUAGUGUGGAAGAUGAGGAGGAGGAUGAUGAUGAUGAAGAUGAUGAUACCAUAUUUACGAGUUCCCUGGCACAGAAGGUGCUAAGAAAAGACUCUCUGGCCAUCAAGCUGAGUAACCGUCCAUCCAAAAGAGAACUGGAAGACAAAAACAUCCUGCCCAUGCAGACAGAUGAGGAGCGGCUGGAGUCGAGGCAGCAGAUAGGCACUAAGCUAACCAGGCGCUUGAGUCAGAGACCCACAGCAGAGGAACUAGAACAACGCAACAUCCUCAAACCUCGCAAUGAGCAGGAGGAAAUGGAGGAAAAGAGGGAGAUAAAGCGAAGGCUGACGAGGAAGCUGAGCCAGCGGCCCACUGUGGAGGAGCUGAGACAAGCCAAAAUUCUCAUCAGAUUCAGUGACUAUGUGGAGGUGUCGGAUGCCCAGGACUACGACAGGCGAGCAGAUAAGCCCUGGACCCGUCUCACAGCAGCUGAUAAGGCUACUAUACGGAAAGAACUCAAUGAUUUCAAAAGCAAUGAGAUGGAAGUGCAUGAAUCAAGUCGCCAUUUAACCAGGUUUCACCGACCAUAGUAGACCACCACUGUCUCGAGCGGUGCCGGACCAGGCGCUCUGCUCCACUGAGAACCACAAGUGCUGGACAGUAUAAAUGGUGCCCGUUUCUACAGUAAGGCCAUGUCUUCUGAAAUGCCUUUUUCAGGACCCACAUAACUGAGUCAGUACUACACCACAAGUUGUAGACACCCUCUGCUCCAUCCACUGUAGUAGCACAUAAUGACUCUUCUUAAUUAAGAUCGCCCCAGUGAGGAAUUUGCCCAACUGUCUCCUAAACGCCUCGGCCGAGCUCUCAGGCCGACGAUCAGUUCCGUGGUGAUUGGACAGCGGAAGAGUGUUGGUGUGAAGAUAAUUGAAACUUAUGGCAACUUUGGUUCUUCAAUAACACCGGUGGACUUUUUUUUCUUUUUUUUUUGUAUCCCUCCUCUAUCAUGCCAUCCCUCUGGACUCUUCGAGCUCUGGUGGACGACCCUGUACCAGAAUGGAGACUUAAUUGUUCAGAGCUCAUGAUAUCGGCAGAAGCUCCAAAUUUACUGCAUCUGGUGGUACUAUGGAAACCAUUCAGAGAGCAGUUGAAGGGAGGGAGUCCUAUAAUAUUACAAUCAUGUGCAAUGUUUUUUUUCUUUUUUUUCCCCCUUCCUGAAUAUCUUAGACUAUAGCACCCCCUGGAGUUUCCUUCGUGUCAUUACUUCGCAAUCAUCUCCACUCUUCUCAUGUGUGCAAUUCUAACUGUACCAGCAAUGCUGACAUCUAGUUGCUUACUGUGAAUUUGAGAGUUUGGAAAUCCCUGCACUCUCUCCAAAUGUACAUUUUGUUUUUAUCAAAGAAAGAAAGUUAAAUUUGAAAAAGAAGGAAUCACUCUUAACCAAGGCUUAUUCAUGUCUGAGUUUUAUGCAUUUAAUGUUAAAAUUACAGCUCACGGAUAUAUACUUUGGCUCCAGAAUGUGCAACAGUUGUCUUAUUUUAUAUUCAUUUAUGAGUUGUAUUUUUCUUUUAAUAGAGACACUAGAGUCAUAAACACUUCAGUUACAUGUAUUCACACAUUUGGGCACUUUGAACUGAUAUUUUGAGAUGGUUCACCAAAUUGUCAUCUCUUAGUUUUCUUUUUUUAACACUUUACGUUGGCAGCGUUAUGGGCUCAUGGUGUGCAUUGUGCAUAUACUUUACUUUUAUACUUGUCACUCCAGCUUUGGAAAAAGCAAUACCCUUUUUGGAGAAAAGGUUUGGGUGAACCCACUCCCCCCCCCAACCACCCUGUUUUUUACUGUGCAUAUACAUGAUGCCUGCACUUGAGGAUUUUAACUUUUCUUUUAUGUUUCUUCUGAAUGGCUUUACUCUGGAGGACUUGUUAAUCAUUUUUCUUGACUGAGCCACUGAAAAAUCUGCCUCUUUACAGCUUUACCAACACAUUCAAAUGAGGCGUGACAAAACUAUCAUUGAAUAGGAUGUAUUCUCAAUUCAAAAUGAUGGGUCCAGAUUUUGGUGUACUCUGAGUCAAAAUUUUUAAAUAUUUUUAUUCCUUAAAUAUUUUGCACUGUUGAAUGUUUGGCUUUUUUUUUUUAUGUGUAAAUUAUUGGAUUUCUCAGCUGUAAUCAUCUGAUAACUGAUCCCACACCAAUGUUGAUACUUUGAGCUUUAUGUGCAUAAAAUAUUUAUCAUUAUUUUUUUAUACAUAUUCAUUCAUUGGAAGUUGCAAAUGAAAUUGUUGUCCAGUUAAAAAAUGGAGUAGAUGUAAAAGGCUUGUGGUUGUCUGCUAUAAUCCAUUCGUCUGCAAAGGAACACGUGUCCACCAUUUUUCUUUUUUUUACAUUUUUUUUAAGGAUUUGAUUGAUCAGUGAUUGGUUGACCAAAUAAAAUCUGAUAAUGAGCAGCAUCAGAUUUAUUUGCACUGAAGGAUUUGUACGUGCAAAAAAAAAAUUGGAGUGUUGGUGUUUGUGAUCGGUUUCUCGUCAGAAUCAGUACCCUGGUCGUUCUUUUGUUAAUAUACCACUUUAAAUUUCAUUGGGUCAUCUAAUCACGGAAACACGAGACACAUGAUGUAUUCCUGUGUCAAAACCAGCUUACAAUAGGAUGCGGGUAUCAUGCCCAUUAAUUUUAUUCUGCUUUAUCCCCAACCCUCAGUUGAUCCACAGGUUCAGUGGAUUGAAAUGAAUUAUACAAAUGCAAUUUUAAGCUUGUAAGUAAUAACCUGAGCCAGUGAGCAUGAGGUUUUCCUUUUGCUGGAAUCAAAUGACAUGAAUUCAGCAAUAAGUUCCUUUUUGCAGAAUGGUGAAGAAACUGAGAAUCUUUCUUUUUUUUUCAUUUCUGAAAUGCAGAAUACCAUGUAAAGGUCACAUUAUGGAAAUUAAAUACCAUUUUUGAAUGCAUUUUUAAGAUUGAUGUAUUAUUUGAUACAUUUUUUGCAGUAAUGCUAAUUCAUCUUCUUCAAGUUAUAACAGACUUCACUGCCUCUUCAGCAUAACUCUUUUUCUCUCAGCUUUAGCUAGAUUGAUUCCUUAACUUUUCCUUCAUAUUGAUGCCGUUUACAGGUGACCAGAUCCUGUUGAGCCACGUAGGAGGUGGAGGAGGGUAUGUCCCGGACAAAUCUUGGAGUUAUAAGUUAUUUUGACUGUAACUGGGUGGCUACAAAUACAACACCUUGACCUCUUAAAAAAUAUGUUGCAUCCAUUGUUUUUUUUGUUUUUUUUUUGCCAAAAGUAUAAAAUAAACUGUUUAUUUGAAAUC
Messenger RNA from Cololabis saira (Pacific saury), 4776 nucleotides. RefSeq names its product phosphatase and actin regulator 1-like. Gene Ontology annotation, molecular function: actin binding. Bases 277 to 2070 code for a protein of 597 amino acids. The record is from RefSeq and is a predicted model, not a curated record. The transcript is spliced from 12 exons. Gene Ontology annotation, biological process: cell motility; stress fiber assembly. NCBI's taxonomy places the organism in Eukaryota, Metazoa, Chordata, Actinopteri, Beloniformes, Belonidae.